AUGGAAGCGGUGUAUGAGAUGAUGGGCUAUCCCAAGCCCAAACGCGUGGUCGUGCUCGGAAUUCAGGGCGCCGGGAAGACGAGCGCGCUCGAACGCGUCAAGGACGCGUACGACGCAAACGCCAGAGGUUUGCGCCCCGAUCAAAUCAUAUCCACUGUAGGGAUGAACAUAGCCAAGAUCUCCAAUGCCGAACUCAACGUGGAGCUCACGUUCUGGGAUCUCGGCGGCGCGUUCGGGCUGCGUGGGAUUUGGGAGAGCUAUUUCCAGGACGCCGACGCGUGCUUGUACGUCGUCGACGGCGCCGAAGAGCGAGCGCUGGAGGAGUCCAUGGUCGAGCUUGAGCGCGCCAUGCGCAACAAACGAUUCUCAAAAUCGAUGCCAAUCCUCAUCAUCAGCGCGAAGAGCGAUUUGAGCGGUCCCGAAGGGUUGGAAAUGGUUCGCGCGUCGUGCGAAGACGUCUUCGCGCGCGUCGACGGCGGCGGCUCUCGGCGUCAGACCCGCGUGUUCCCGGUCGAUUGUCGCACGGGACUAGGGGUAAAACCCGCGAUCGAAUGGCUCGCUCGCGCCCUCGCGCCGUCUUCGUCGCUGUUUAGUUUGUCAUAG
Molecule: messenger RNA, 603 nt
Organism: Ostreococcus lucimarinus CCE9901
Lineage: Eukaryota; Viridiplantae; Chlorophyta; Mamiellophyceae; Mamiellales; Bathycoccaceae
Exons: 1
Coding region: 1-603 (200 amino acids)
Biological process (GO): Golgi to plasma membrane protein transport; intracellular protein transport; protein localization to organelle
Cellular component (GO): Golgi apparatus
Molecular function (GO): GTP binding; GTPase activity
Source: RefSeq, a predicted model, not a curated record